This is a messenger RNA of Sclerotinia sclerotiorum 1980 UF-70, 528 nucleotides long. RefSeq lists its product with no specific name. NCBI's taxonomy places the organism in Eukaryota, Fungi, Ascomycota, Leotiomycetes, Helotiales, Sclerotiniaceae. The record is from RefSeq and is a predicted model, not a curated record. The coding region runs from base 1 to 528 and encodes 175 amino acids. The transcript is spliced from 4 exons.
AUGUCAUCUACCAGCAAGGACUCUAACAUGGCCGUGCAUGGUGCUGUCACUUCCAAUACAAAGAACUCUUCCUCUUCUACUUCACUUGAGUCUUGCUCGAUCCAUUCCACCACAACCGAUCAAUUAUCUCUGUAUGCAUAUAGAAUUCAACAAUAUAUUGCAGACGAUGCCCACUAUGUCCCAUACAAAUCUAUUGCCAACGUUACACGUAACCCCCAGACUCAAGUCGCUACAGCAGCCGAAGCAGGAUAUCGAAUGGGCAUAAAAUUGCAGGAGUUUGAUGCAAAGUUCUACAGAGGCGGUGAUGGUAUGGGGCUCUUGGGCAUGCUGGCGAAGAGGGACGAAAGGAUCAAAGUAGUAGGAGAUGGGUACGAGAUCCGGCUUGGAGCCUCGUUGGUGUUCGAUUCAUUUAUAAUAACCUUACUUUCGGAUAAUGACAAUUUACGACAUGAAAUAAUUGUCAUGUUUAAUGUCAUUGCAUGGCCUAGAAUCUAUUACCUCAACGACUCCGAUCUCUAUAGGCUAUGA